This is a messenger RNA of Oncorhynchus gorbuscha (pink salmon), 1618 nucleotides long. RefSeq names its product zinc finger protein OZF-like. The transcript is spliced from 4 exons. The record is from RefSeq and is a predicted model, not a curated record. The coding region runs from base 293 to 1579 and encodes 428 amino acids. Lineage: Eukaryota; Metazoa; Chordata; Actinopteri; Salmoniformes; Salmonidae.
UAUUGUGAAAGAAGAAGAGGAGGCUGUUAUUGUGAAAGAAGAAGAGGAGGCUGUUAUAGUGAAAGAAGAAGAGGAGGCUGUUAUAGUGAAAGAAGAGAAAGAACCUUUUAGAGGAAAAGAGGAUGCUAUCUCAAUAAAGGUGAAGGAGGAAAACGUUUUGAGAGUGAAAGAGGAGACAGAAUAUCAGAUUAACACCAGAGAGAGACAUGACUAUCCUGGAUCCUCUGGGAAGCCUCAACAGCAUCCUGAUGCUGACGAGGCAGAGAAGAGUCUCUCCAGAUCAGAACACAAGAUGGACAACGCUUGCCCUUCCAUCCUCCCGGAGUGCCCGUGUCGUGCCUCUCCCGGUCGCACCUUACUGCUGGGUAUGAAGAGGUUGUCUGUGCUGCUGGUGGACUGCAGGAAAACAACGGGGCUGAGUGGAACUGUGAGAGGAGGAGAAGAGAAGAAAGGAUCAGAUUUAACUCAUCAAAGAGAAAGACCAGACUCGGAGGAACCAGAGCCAGGGACGUCCAAACCAGCAAGAAGACACCAGUGCUCCCACUGUGGAAAGGGUUGUAACCGGUUAUGGGACCUGAAACAACACGAGAUAAUACACACAGGGAAGAAGCCUUACAACUGCUCCCAGUGUGGAGAGAGUUUUAACCAGAAAAGCUACCUGAAAAAACACGAGAGAAUACACACAGAGGAGAGGCCUUACCACUGCUCCCAGUGUGGAAAGAGUUUUACCUACUUGUGUAAUCUGAAAACGCAUGAGAGAAUACACACAGGAGAAAAGCUGUACUGCUGCUCCCAGUGUGGAAGGAGUUUUACCCACUUACGUAACCUGAAAAGACAUGAGAGAAUACACACAGGGGAGAAGCCUUACCAUUGCUCCCAGUGUGGAAAGAAUUUUGCCCACUUAAAUAACCUGAAAACACAUGAGCAAGUACACAAAGGUGAUAAGCCUUACUGCUGCUCCCAGUGUGGAAAGAGUUUUAACCAGAAAAGCUACCUGAAAAAACACGAGAGAGUACACACAGGAGAAAAGCCUUACCACUGCUCCCAGUGUGGGAAGGGUUGUAACCAGUUAGGUGACCUGAAACGACAUGAGAGAAUACACACAGGAGAACAUCUGUACUAUUGCUCCCAGUGUGAAAAGGGUUAUAACCACUUAGGUGACCUGAAACGACAUGAAAGAAUACACACAGGAGAAAAGCCUUACCACUGCUCCCAGUGUGGAAAGAGUUUUACCCACUUACGUAACCUGAAAACACAUGAGAUAAUACAUACAGGGGAGAAGCCUUACCACUGCUCUCAGUGUGGAAACCGUUUUAUCCACUUAUGUAACCUGAAAACACAUGAGAUAAUACACACAGGGGAGAAGCCUUACCACUGCUCCCAGUGUGGAAAGGGUUUUAAUCAGAAAAGCUACCUUAAAAAACACGAGAGAAUACACACAGGAGAGAAAUCUUACCACUGCUCCCAGUGUGGAAAGGGUUUUAACCAGUUAGGGGACCUCAAACGGCAUGAGAGAAUACACACACAGGGGAGAAGCCUUACCACUGCUCCCAGUGUGGAAAUCAUUUUGAUCAGUUAGGUAACAUGAGAACACAUGAGAUAAAACACACAGGAGAUC